This is a messenger RNA of Musa acuminata AAA Group (dessert banana), 5604 nucleotides long. Its product is annotated as probable magnesium transporter NIPA9. The record is from RefSeq and is a predicted model, not a curated record. Lineage: Eukaryota; Viridiplantae; Streptophyta; Magnoliopsida; Zingiberales; Musaceae. Gene Ontology annotation, cellular component: membrane. Gene Ontology annotation, molecular function: magnesium ion transmembrane transporter activity. The transcript has 14 exons. The coding region runs from base 56 to 1090 and encodes 344 amino acids. Gene Ontology annotation, biological process: magnesium ion transport.
AGGGGAUUGCUCGAAAAGGAGACGAAGAAGAAGAAGAAGGAGAGGGAGAGAGAGAAUGUGGGAAUCGAUAUGCUUGACGCUGAUGGCGACGGCGGGGAACAACAUCGGCAAGGUUCUACAGAAGAAGGGUACCGUGAUCCUCCCUCGCCUCUCCUUCAAGCUCAAGGUGAUCAGAGCGUAUGUUUUGAACAAAUUGUGGAUUAUAGGCUUUCUUAUGGAUAUAUGUGGCGCUGUCUUGAUGCUGAGGGCAUUGUCUCAAGCUCCAGUUUCAGUAAUACAACCAGUUUCUGGUUGUGGACUUGCUAUACUUUGUGUCUUCUCUCAUUUCUAUCUCAAAGAAGUGAUGAAUGCUCUUGAUUGGGUGGGGAUUGCAUUGGCUGGGGCUGGAACAAUAGGAGUUGGUAUUGGAGGGGAUAAGCAAAAUGGUUCGACAGUCUCUCUUUUCCACUUACCUUUGCUGGGCAUCUCAGUUGCCUUGUUGUUUGCUCUUCUGAACACAUGGCUUCGCAUCUACAAGAGUCGAAGGCAGGAGCAGGAGCUGAUGCAUUCUGAAGUAAUUGAGGAAAUUAUAUAUGGCUUGGAAUCGGGCAUUUUAUUUGGGAUGGCAUCAGUAAUAUCAAAGAUGGGUUUUAUGUUUUCAGAGGAGGGCUUCUCAAAGAUCAUGGUACCAAUAUGCAUUUCCAUUAGCAUCUGCUGUAGCGCUUCUGGGUUUGUUUAUCAGACCCAAGGCCUGAAACAUGGAAGGGCUAUUGUGGUAUCCACAUGUGCGGCUGUGGCAUCAAUUAUUACUGGUGUUCUGGCUGGUAUGUUUGCUCUGGGUGAACAUAUGCCUUCUUCUCCCGUUGCUCGAGUGGCUCUUUCACUUGGAUGGAUCUUUAUCACUCUCGGGGUUAUUCUUCUGGUGAGUUCAGCUCGAUUGAUGGCCCUGCUACCUAGGCCGUUGCGACGACAUCUGAGAAGAAGCAACCUUGAGAAUCACACUCUAAGGAGAUCUGGUUCCUUACGUAUUAAGGAUCCUAGCCCAAGUGCAGUAAUUCAUGCAUCGACGCUGCAUCAUCUGAUAACAUCUCCAUCAAAAGAGAAAGCCUAGUGAAGUCAUUAAACAAAUAAGAAGUACAUGUUGACCUUUUCUUUUAUUUCUUGGACAACGGUCAGCUUGCUUUUAGACCCUGCGCUAACCUUGUCAUCUUCCCUCCAAUUCCCUAUCGAGGGAAGUGAAGUCUUCUGGGCUUGCUUGUUUACCAGAUCACGUGUCGCCUGCGAACACUCUAAAAACCAGAGUCACGGAAGCUGGAUGCAUUCUCGCGUGAUCCUGUGUCUGAAAAGUGAGUUGGAUGGAUAAGAUGGGAAGAUGUGGAGGGGGUCGGUCCUACUCGAACUGGAAGCGAACUAGCGAGAGAGAGAGAGAGAUGCUAUUCGAUAUAUAUCGUCUUUCUUUGGCACUUUCGAUCGGUUGGGUCGGUUGUUCAAGUGGUGAGGAUCUCCUGCUACUGAUUGCCUUCGCUGGAGCCUCACAUGAGAAGCAAUUUUGGUGUCUACUUGUGUGGGGAGAUUAUCUUGGAGCCACGAUUGCUGAUGGGGGGAUGCAGCAGCAUUCGGAGUGCUGGUACACUGCAGAACGAUCAACAAGCUGACAUGUUCUGUGCUCGAUUGGGCCAAAUCUUAUCAUCUUUCAUGGCAGAGGAGUUGUCUGGACGCCAACAGAGAUCCAGAAAUAAGAAGAAUUGUACAGAUGAAUCAGCCUCUGUGCACGCACCUCAAAGCGGAUGAAGGCAGGCAGCGAUGUGUCGUCGUCGUCGCCACUGAGACGGACUUUUGUACUUGGCAGCCGUGAGCUGUCCUUUGGCUUGUUGCGAUUGGCAGAUCCAUGGCGUCAAGGUUUGCUCCCAUGUUAACUCUCUCUCCUUCAAGCACUAAAUAAAUCUGAUGCAUCACGACGCAAAACUCAAAAAUGAAUUGCUAGUGGUCACUUGGCUACUUAAGCUUAGCUUGCUCAUUGGUUUCAGAAUUGUGUAAUGUUCAUCUCAGGAACAUCAGGACUUCUUCAUCCAUCUGAAAUCUUUGUGUGCAGAUCAUCCUACCUUAAUGUAUGAUCUUUCCUGCAGUAAAGUGGAAGACCUCUGGUAUGGCCACAUCUUCAUUGAUGCUAUUUUAGGUCUGUUUGUUUAUGCUUAUGCAGCCUAUUUAUCAUAGUCAAUAUGCCUCUUGCUUUUCAAGAAUUCUCUAUGAUAUCUUAAUGCAUAAGAAGGACCAAAUGAUGCAUGAUAGAUUUUGUGUCAAGCCUCCAAUCCAUGCUCAUGCACAAAAUGUGCAGAUUGAAAUGGAUUUGAUGCUAUGCCAGACAUGAUGCAAUUAGACAAUAUAGAUAGAUUCACAAUUAUGAGCACCAAUACUUUUAUUGGAAAGUCAAAGUGAGAGCAGUUCUUCAGUGAACAGCUCUUACAGCCAGAGGCUUCUCAGGCACAAACUGUCAAGCAAAGAAUCACAUGAAUCAGUUCUUCAGGGUGAGCUUGGAGCCUUGGAGUAACCUAGAUGGGAAAUCUCCCAGUUCUGUCGCGGAGCAACUUCUUUGUGCAAAGGAGUAUAUAGCUGCAAUCCAAGCGAAUGAACAAGAUCAAAUUUUGCCCAAUCUUAGAGCCAUAAACAAUCAAAUGCUAAAAGAACUCAAAACAAACUGCUGUUCAUUUCUUCUAUUUAGGAUCAUGUUCAUUGUGGCAUGGGCUUUCACAUGUUCUAGGCAGCUUUAUGUAGCUAGAUACAAAAAAUAAGGUUGAGAAAAGAAAUGGACAGUUGACCUCCAUUUUUGUAAGCAAUUCAUCUGCAGUUGAAGCAGAAAGCACUAUAUGUCUACAAGCUGGCUUUAUAAAGCCUUCUUGCACGCCAUUAUCAAAUAGUUCAAGCAAGGAGUUGUAAUAGCCAUCAACAUUUAAUAGGCCAACCUGCACAGACAGACAAAAUCCUCACCAUUACUCUUGUGGAAAAUCAAUAGCAUUCCUUGCAAAAGAUGUACACUCACUGGUUUAUCAUGAAUUCCAAGUUGUGACCAUGUUGUCAUCUCCAUCACCUCCUCCAUUGUUCCAUACCCUCCUACAAUGUCUGGGAACUUUAAGAGCAUGGUAGCACAAGGCAAUAGGAGCAUCAUACAUGCAUAAAGAAACUUGAGCAAAGAUUUUAUUGGUCAUAUACCAUACCGGGAAGUGCGAUAAAUGCAUCAGCUUGUUGAGCCAUUAAAGCUUUUCGCUCAUGCAUGUCUGAAACAAUUUUUACUUGCCCCACAGUCUCUCCAGAUAUCUGGAAACACAGAAAGAGAAAUUGUUGUGCUGCUUAUUCUAAACAGUGAAUAAUCCAUAGAUGAUCAAAGUCUUUAUUUUCCUCAAGAUUUUCACUAUUUUUGUCUACCAAAGAACCAGUCAGGACUUGCAAUGUAGAAACAAGUGGAGCAUAACUUUCUCCCCCAUAUUGCUGCUAUAUUGGAAAUAUCUAACAUGCAUAUUCUCUUCAUGUUUACUUGUUAGAGAUGGAAGGUCAAACCAAUCAAGUACCACCAAAUUGCCCACAGAAUCUUAUAGAUGGACAUUGAAGUUUUUGCCCAUCCAUAGGAAGGCUUAUAGCAGAAUUAUACAUAUGAAGGCUCAUAAACUAAAAAAAAAAAAAAAAAAAACUGCUAGGAAAUUUAAAUUUAGACCUCAGAGAAACUUAUCCAUGGCUGAGAGUCUGAGACCCCUCCUGGCUUCUGAACACUCCAAAUUACAUGCAAAUCCACAUACCAUUAUCGGUUUUACACAUAAUCUUGCCUCUGAUUGCUAUCACAUUAAUCUAUGAAAUUUAUAUACUCUGAAAGACUUGGGUAUAUCCAAUUUAGGAGCUACAAAAACCCACAAGACAUCUGAAACAAACAAGAAAAAUAGAGAGGGGGGAAAAGGCUAUUUGAUAAGACAUACCUCAAGGGGCAUGAGAGCUUGAGGAAUAACCCUGCAUGUGUUCACAAGUAAAUUGAAAGCAUGAGCAGAGUAUGAUAAACCAUGCAGAGACUGUAGAGCAACCAGAAACAUAAAGCUUACCCAAGAACAUGGCAACCUCCAUCAUAAACUGCCCGUGAAAUCAGACCCAUCAAUCCCACACUCCCACCACCAUAAACUAAAUCGAUCCUUCUCCUCACCUGCAACACAUAAAACAAGCUAUAAUCGAUCUACAACAACAACAACAGAUCCAAAGAUCCUAUUGUCAUGAAACCAAUAGAAAAAAAGGCAAUCGACUCUCUUUGUUCCAAUCCCUCCAAGAUCGAGUUUUGAAGCGAUACAGGUUCCGAAAAGCUUGUGUCUCAGAUGCAACAGAGGAGGAGGAGAAGGCUCAGCGAGAAGGAAGAAGAGGUAUCGGCUCUAGUGGAAGACCAACGCCGACGACCGCCGGACCUUUAACGAAGACAAGCCCUCAAAAUUCGAUUUCUUUGACGGCAAGGACCACCGAGGGCAUACCAGUUCGCGACCCAGAUCAAGAGCUGCAUCGCUGAAGACUGUUCGGUUGCCAGAGUUGCUGCCGCAGAAGACGCAAAUCCGCUUGAACUUGCUCCGGGUCUCGUCGCCCAUCUCUGCUCUCCAAUCUCACGGCGCGACCGAGAAGAACAUAAGAUGGGUAUAUAUAGGGAGAAGGAGAGCGAAUCAAGGCUCUACAGUCGCCGUCCUCCUUUGAACCAACCGGCAUCAAGGAUCCUCUGCGGCUCUCUGGAAAACAGGACAAAUUUCGGAAGGAAACACCGCCAAAAAGACGAAAGCUUUCCCAUUUAUCCAUCAACAAAGCUCUCUCGUGGAUGUGCGCAAUGGACAAUCCUCCGAGUUCGAUCGGUGCAGGCCGUCAAUUAGAUAUAUGUAGAUAUAUAUCAAUUGGUGUGCACCGCAGGGUCUUUACAGAUCGAUUUCCUGCAUGGGACGAGUUCAAUGAUAUGAAGAACAGACGGAUAAACAUCAAGAUUGUUUUCGUGAUUCUGAUUCUAGGCGAAAAUAAAAGGCACAUCUUUUCUUCUUGCUGUGAAAAAUCUAUCACAUUUGAGGGGGAAACUACGAGUCAUAUCAUCUUUUCUUGGGGGUUAUGGAAGAGAGUAACAAGGUCAACUGGUGGACGUGGCCACAACUAUGCGUGUAGCCACCAAGGAAAUCCAUAUUAUACUUGGGCUACCUAAUCCUAUGUGCUUAGUACUGUCAAAAGAACAACUCAUGACAUGAUUUGAGCCUAUUUAAAACAGCAUGCGGCAGAUCUUGGUUGUCAGCAACUCAUGGUGGACAGAGAUGAGAGGCAAAAGAGAUGAUUUAGCAAAGCAUGCUUGUUGCGCAUGCCCAAAUACUUCAGAGAGAGAGAGAGAGAGGAUUGGUGUUGCAGAUGCUGGGUGAUGUUAAUUAAUACCAGUGGAGAAACCAAGCCUGGAGCUAAAGUAAUGGCAUAGUUUCUUGUACAAAUAGGCUGUGUCAUGAGUUGUUGCAACUCUGACACUCAUCCGAUAUUGGUUUCACUCUACAAGUCUCAACAUUUAGGAUUGCAUUUAGCUGGGCUACUAGUUUUUUUUUUGUUCUUUCUUUCUAGAGACUUGCAGUAAUGGUUUGGUUAUAAGAA